GUUUUCGGAUCUAAGUUUCGUUUCUCUGUAAGCGCUGUUCUCCAGAUCAGCAAGAAUGACAUUUCUCUAGACAUAUAUUCGCUAGUGUAAUAUCUAUCACGGUUCACAAUGCUAAAGAGAGCAAUGUUUCGCUGUGGACAGCUGAGUUUGCGUGUAUUCGCGGUGGAGUUUGAUUUACGCACUCAACCUCUUUAUUUCACGCUGAGCUCAAACCCACAAGAGCUUCAUCAUGCUCAUCAGCAGCUCUUUGGAGAUGAUGGGAAGCUCUUCUCGCUACAUGUCCACAGUGACAGCAGAAUUGAGAAAGCGCAAACGCACGCCGAGAUAAAACACAAGCUGUCCGUAACACUGUCGCGAGAUUGCGAUGUUUUUGAAGCGUCUUCGUUUAUACCGGACGUCAAAAAUAGCGUCGUUAAAGGAUAUUUUAUACGAGACAAAUCCACUACAACCCUCUCAGAGGACAUAUUAAAGACGCUGCAGCAGAGUAAAUCAGUAUAUGUGUUUUCAUACAAGCGCGAGGGUCAGUACUGCUGGCAGGAGCUGUGGUCACCUGUCGAUGAAAUACAGGAGUCAGUGAGGCAGUACAUCACACCUGCAGCAGCAGCAGAGCAUCACCCUUCCACACUGAACAUCAGGAACUCUGAUGUCUUCUACUGUAUGGAUGAAGCCUAUAAAGUUCUUCAGGAGUGCAAUGACAUUAUCCCUGAGUCAAAGGAAGUGCUGAAGCUUGUAGACGAACAGUUGGAGACAAGCAGGGCUGAUGGAUUUCCUGUCAUUGUGAUCGAGGGACUGGACGCCACAGGUAAAACUACUCUCACAGAAGCCCUGCGGGAGUCUCUGAAUGCUACUCUGCUGAAAUCGCCUCCCCAGUGCCUGGCUCCUUUCAGACAGCGCUUUGACUCAGAACCACCCCUCAUCCGCAGGGCCUUUUAUGCUCUGGGGAACUACAUCACUGCUGCCCACAUCGGAAAAGAGUCCUUGAGGGCUCCUGUCAUAGUGGACAGGUACUGGCACAGCACAGCAGCGUAUGCCAUUGCCACAGCAGUUGGUGGAAGAGUUGAAAACCUCCCAAAGCCAGGCUCAGAGUUGUACCGGUGGCCAGAAGACCUGCUCCAACCAAACCUGGUGCUGCUCCUCACUGUCAGUCCAGAAGAAAGACUGAGAAGACUCAGGGACAGGGGACAGGACAAGACCGUUGAGGAGGCUGAACUGGAGAUCAAUCAACUCUUCCGACUUAAGUAA
This is a messenger RNA of Sinocyclocheilus anshuiensis, 1242 nucleotides long. RefSeq names its product cytidine monophosphate (UMP-CMP) kinase 2, mitochondrial (gene cmpk2). Gene Ontology annotation, biological process: dTTP biosynthetic process; dTDP biosynthetic process; dUDP biosynthetic process. The transcript is spliced from 4 exons. The coding region runs from base 109 to 1242 and encodes 377 amino acids. Gene Ontology annotation, molecular function: dTMP kinase activity; nucleoside diphosphate kinase activity. Gene Ontology annotation, cellular component: mitochondrion; cytoplasm. NCBI's taxonomy places the organism in Eukaryota, Metazoa, Chordata, Actinopteri, Cypriniformes, Cyprinidae. The record is from RefSeq and is a predicted model, not a curated record.